AUGCGUGCGGCUCUGCUCAUUCAGCGCUGGUAUCGUCAGUACGCCGCGCGAUUAGAGAUGCGUCGUCGCUGCACGUGGAACAUCUUUCAGUCUAUCGAGUAUUCAGGAGAACAGGAUCAUAUAAAGCUUUAUAAUUUCUUUGGUUAUCUGAUGGAUCAUUUCACUCCUGCCAGCGAUGAAAAGAAUCUGAUCUGUCAUCUGUUUCGUGAGACUGAAGUGAGUCAUGAUGUGGAUUUGGAGAGAUGUUUCUGUUAUAAGAACAUUGAUGUUCCUGACGGUUAUAACGGUCCUCAUCUCUCGUUCCCGCUGACCGUUUCUAACGUCACUGAUCUGGUGCAGGCCUUCAAAAACAAACAAAAGCUUCACGCGCGAUACGUCCUUCAGCUGCUCGGGAACACGUGGACGCUGCUGCGACUGAUGCCGAACAUCAGUCACGUGUCCACCUGCAAACACAAAGAAAUCACGAUCUGUGGUGAUUUACACGGUCAUCUUGAAGAUCUGCUGCUGGUCUUUUAUAAAAACGGGUUUCCAUCAGCGGAGACGCCGUAUGUGUUUAACGGUGACUUUGUGGACAGAGGAAAAGAAUCCAUCGAGAUCCUCAUGGUUCUGUUUGCGUUCAUGCUGCUGUAUCCACACGACCUUCAUCUGAACAGAGGAAACCACGAAGAUCACAUCGUAAACCUGCGGUAUGGCUUUACCAAGGAAGUUCUUGGCAAAUAUCGGGUUCACGGGAAGAAGAUUCUUAAACUUCUGCAGAAGAUCUUCAGCUGGUUGCCAUUGGCAACAGUGAUCGAUCAGAAAGUUCUGAUUCUACACGGAGGAAUUUCCGACAAGACGGAUCUGAACUUAAUCAGCAAGCUGGACCGACAUCGAUUCGUUUCAUCUUUCCAGCCGCUAAAGAGAAGUGGAGCGUCCCUGCGGCUGAAGGAAGUGGCUCUCGAUCCGGACGAGGACAAUGUCAGUAUCGGUCGCAGGCGCGUUCAGUCUCUGACUCACAGAACGGCGCUGCGGCACAGACAGGAUCUGCCACGGCACUCUGUGCACUCCGAGUCCAGACGGACAGGUCGAUCUGUGGAGGACGAGCUGAGAGAGAAACGCCGUCUGGCUGGACUCAGUCUCUCGUCCAGUUCAGAGCCCGAUUCUACUGAACUUCUGGAGACAGACGAGUGGAAGCAGAUAGUGGACGUCCUGUGGAGUGACCCGAUGUCUCAGAACGGUUGCGUCCCAAACAAAGUUCGUGGUGGGGGGUGUUACUGGGGGCCGGACGUCACACAGAACGUGCUGGACAGACACAAACUACAGCUGCUGAUCAGAUCACACGAGUGCAAACAGGAAGGAUACGAGUUCUGCCACAACGGCAGGGUUUUGACAAUAUUUUCAGCCUCAAACUAUUAUGACAUUGGCAGUAACAGAGGCGCUUACAUUCGUUUGGGUCCCGACCUCAUUCCUCACUUCAAACAAUUCCAGGCCAGCCGAACGACACGAGAGCUAACACUCAGACAGAGUGUGGGGCGAACGGAACGUUCCGCGUUACAGGCACUGAGGAUGCAGCUGUUUGCACACAAAUCUGCCCUGAUUCGACAAUUUCAGGAAUACGACCCCAAGUGUACAGGUCUGGUCUCUCUGAAGAAUUGGGCGGUUGUGGUGGAGAUGGUUCUGCAUCUGAGUCUGCCGUGGAGGGUUUUGCGAUCUCAGCUGGUGACAAGUUGCACUCAGGACGGGCUGCUCAACUAUCAUGAUUGGGUUAACGAGCUGUCAAUCAUUCAGUCAAAUACUGAGAUUGCCAACACGAGUCUUCUGGAGACCCUUUACAAACAUCAUUCAAACCUGGAGACCAUCUUCAGAAUGAUUGACACGGAUCAUUCAGGUCUGAUCUCAUUUGAGGAGUUUCAUCAGACGUGGAAACUCUUGAGUUCUCACCUGCAGACGGACAUCAGUGAUAAAGCCAUCGCAGAUCUCGCCGAGAGCAUCGACUUUAAUAAGGACGGCAGUAUCGACAUCAAUGAGUUCAUGGAGGCCUUUCGACUGGUGGAACAUUGUAGAGCUGAGAGACAACCGCUGCCAUCACCAAACUCACCGGAGUGAUAUCUGCUGCCAUGACAAACACAAACAUCUUGCCAAAACAAAAUCAAGAAAACUGUGAGGCUUCACCUGUCGCAGACUUUUAAUAUCACAUGAUAUGAUGAUAAACCUGACAAGCAGCUAGAGUAUUAUGGGAUGGUUACAACUGUAACCCUGGUUUGCUGAAAGGAAGGAAGGAGAUGCUGCGUCAGUUGCUGAUACUACGGGAAGCUCCGCCGAGGAGUGACGAUCUCUGUAACCCUUUAAAAUCAUGCGUCACAGCGAGCAUAUACUGUAGGCUGGAGCAUGGCACAAUUUCAUCAGGAUUUAAGACUAAAGGGGACAGAGCGCAUCUCUUGGACCCUUUACAGUGAGAAAUCAGUACUGCGGCUGGCAUACGCAGCAUCUCCUUCCGUCUUUACAGGGAACCAGGGUUAGUUGUAACCAUACCGUUCCCUUUCAGAUCAGUCACUUUGAUGCUGCGUCAGUUGCUGAUGCUAUGGAAUUGUAUAUCAUCACACCAUAAUACCAAUACCCGUAGCCAAUCUGGGCACUGAAGCACCGCAAAAUAGCCAUCCACACCAUCCAACACCAAGGUUGGAAUGGUCCAUGACCAAUAGCCUGACAUAAUGGCACUAGCCAAAGGGUAGUACAACAUUAAGCAUUACUCUAAGAACAACACGGUUCAGAGACAGAAUAGUCCAAAUACAAUGCACUACUAAACAAGGUUGUGAACAACCCUAAAAAGGCUGUUGUAUUCUGGGGAUACAAACAUGGGGCUAUUGAAAAAUAUUAAAAAGGGGGUCCCUGCAAAUACUGAGGACAUGCGACUUUGUAUAUUAAGUCUGGCAUCAUUUCACAAACUUUAUCUAAAAGUAAAAAGGCAGCAAGCAUUUUUUGAGAAGGCAGCUGACCACAAGACAAAAGUUCCUAUCUUUUCAAUGUUAUUUUCAUGAUUUCUACAACCUAUAAAAUUGAAAAAUAAAAGCAAUAUUUUUGAAUAAAACAUG
Myxocyprinus asiaticus (Chinese sucker) is the source of this 3071-nucleotide messenger RNA. RefSeq names its product serine/threonine-protein phosphatase with EF-hands 2-like. Gene Ontology annotation, molecular function: Hsp90 protein binding; iron ion binding; protein serine/threonine phosphatase activity. Gene Ontology annotation, cellular component: cytosol; nucleus. Gene Ontology annotation, biological process: negative regulation of MAPK cascade; detection of stimulus involved in sensory perception. The record is from RefSeq and is a predicted model, not a curated record. NCBI's taxonomy places the organism in Eukaryota, Metazoa, Chordata, Actinopteri, Cypriniformes, Catostomidae. The coding region runs from base 1 to 2085 and encodes 694 amino acids. The transcript has 15 exons.